GCCUUCGAAGCGAUGCGAUCUGCAAGGCUAGAGCCCAACGAGGUGACCUACACUGCCCUGCUCCGCGCGCGCAUCGCGGCCGGCGACCGGGCCGGUGCCAAGCGCCUCGCCGUGGAGGGAAGGCUCAACGAGGUGGGCUUCACGCUGCUCAUCAAUGCAUACGCCAUGUCGGGCGAUGUCCGCGGUGCAAAGGAUGCUUUCGAGUUGCUCAGCAAGCAGUCGAGGCCCAACCUGGCUUCGUACACUGCCUUGAUGAAAGCCUACGCAAAGGCAAGGGAUGCACGGGGCGCCGAUGAAGUGCUGGCGCAGAUUCAAAAGCACAGUCUGCAGCCCAAUUCGGCGACCUAUGCUACUCUCAUAUCGGCGCAGGCUAAG
Molecule: messenger RNA, 375 nt
Organism: Symbiodinium necroappetens
Lineage: Eukaryota; Dinophyceae; Suessiales; Symbiodiniaceae
Source: the annotation of a GenBank genome assembly